Messenger RNA from Mytilus trossulus (common blue mussel), 1821 nucleotides. Its product is annotated as UDP-N-acetylglucosamine--dolichyl-phosphate N-acetylglucosaminephosphotransferase-like. Bases 64 to 1287 code for a protein of 407 amino acids. Lineage: Eukaryota; Metazoa; Mollusca; Bivalvia; Mytilida; Mytilidae. The record is from RefSeq and is a predicted model, not a curated record. Gene Ontology annotation, cellular component: membrane. Gene Ontology annotation, biological process: protein N-linked glycosylation; dolichol-linked oligosaccharide biosynthetic process. The transcript is spliced from 8 exons. Gene Ontology annotation, molecular function: UDP-N-acetylglucosamine-dolichyl-phosphate N-acetylglucosaminephosphotransferase activity.
UGUCAUGGUGGACACGUAAUUCGCCGGCAAGGUUUCAUCAGAAAUAUUAGCGAAUUUACCAAGAUGGACACAACAGACUUCCAUUUUAAUCUCCUUGUCAAUGCAGCACUGUCUGUUCUUGGAUUCCUGAUAUGUUACAAAGUGAUUCCACCGUUUGGGGAAAUGUUUAUACAGGCACAUCUGUUUGGUAUAGACCAGAGUAAAACAACCAAAGCAAAAGUCCCUGAAGCCUUAGGUGUGAUUUGUGGAGCCAUUUUCCUGAUAAUUAUGUUCCUUUUCAUACCAGUUCCCUUCUACAAACAUCUCUACUACACAGAAAAUUACAAGAGUUUUCCUCAUAAUGAGUACAUAGAAUAUAUAGCAGCACUAUUAUCUAUAUGCUGUAUGAUAUUCCUGGGUUUUGCUGAUGAUGUACUAAACCUGAAGUGGAGACAUAAAGUCAUGUUACCGACCAUUGCUUCUCUUCCUUUAUUGAUGGUCUACUUUGUCAACGUUGGAUCUACUACAAUUGUUGUACCAAAACCUUUCAGAUUGUACCUAGGACAUGAUGUUGAUUUGAGUAUCUUGUAUUAUGUUUAUAUGGGUAUGUUAGCUGUAUUCUGUACCAAUGCUAUAAAUAUACUGGCUGGAGUGAAUGGUCUGGAAGCUGGACAAUCAUUUGUUAUUGCUGUUUCUGUUGUUAUAUUUAACAUCCUAGAAUUGUCAGGAUGUUGUACAGAGGCACAUGUAUUUAGUUUAUAUUUUAUGAUGCCAUUUAUAGGAGUUUGUCUAGCUUUGCUCAUCCAUAACUGGUAUCCAUCUCGUGUGUUUGUUGGAGAUACAUUCUGUUAUUUCUCAGGGAUGACUUUUGCUGUUGUAGCUAUACUAGGACAUUUUAGUAAAACUAUGUUACUGUUUUUUAUACCACAAGUUGUCAACUUUGUGUAUUCAGUUCCACAAUUAUUUAAAUUUGUUCCAUGUCCUCGACAUAGGUUACCAAGAUAUAAUAGUAAAACAGACAAAGUAGAAAUGAGUUGCACAAAAUACAAAUAUAGUCAAUUAAAUAUUAUUGGAAAGUUAUGUGUGACAAUAUUUCGAUUAUUACGAGUGUUAGAUGUAAAGGAUAAUGUAGGGGAAGAUGGACAAUACACAGAGUGUAACAAUAUGACAUUAAUAAAUCUUAUAUUGAAGUUUACUGGUCCAUUACACGAGAGAACUCUAGUCAUCAUACUUAUGGCAAUACAGGUUUUAUGUAGUGGAGUAGCAUUUUUCAUCAGAUAUCAUCUAGCCAAGUUAUUUUAUGAUUAACAGAGAAAACUAUUAAUACAGCAUAUGUUUAGUUGAUGAUUGCUUGGUACAAAUCUUUCAUGAUUUUUUUAGCUGUUUAAAAAUGAUUUAAUAAUUCUUUAUAUUAAUUCAACUAGGGUAAAUGAGAAAUUUCAUGAAUGUUACUUUCUAUAGUCUUUGUUAUACUAUACUGUGAAAAUUUUAUAUCCUAUUUUUUUAAUUAAUCAUGUAAAUUAUUAUUAAGUUCUGAUGAAAUGUUUGAUGUAUAUCUGUAUAUGUUUGCCAGGAAUAUGGAAAAAUGUGAAAAUGAAUGUUUGAAUUUUAACUUGUUAAAUUGUUAUAUAAACUACUGUAUAUUAAGAAAAUGGGGAUUAUUAGAUAUUCGACUUAAAUGUUAGUUUGGUCGUUGCAUUUUAGGAAAUACUACAGACAAAUAAUGUUAUCUUAAAUUUAAAUGCAAUCUUUUAUUUUUUAUGACACCUAUAUCUCGUUGCAACUUUUGCAAAAAUGAAUAAAAUAUUUCUGAAUUAUCUAAUUUUUUGCAUUAAUUCUGAC